Molecule: messenger RNA, 914 nt
Organism: Crotalus tigris (Tiger rattlesnake)
Lineage: Eukaryota; Metazoa; Chordata; Lepidosauria; Squamata; Viperidae
Product: 3-phosphoinositide-dependent protein kinase 1-like
Exons: 5
Coding region: 125-703 (192 amino acids)
Biological process (GO): peptidyl-serine phosphorylation; intracellular signal transduction
Molecular function (GO): protein serine/threonine kinase activity; ATP binding
Source: RefSeq, a predicted model, not a curated record
GUCCCGCCUCCCCGAGCGGAAGCGGGCAUUGUUGUGGCUGACGUCACUCGCGGAGGACGCGGGCGUCCCGUUGGGUCGCGCUUCUGUGGCGGCGCGGCGGAGGCGGCGGAGGGCCGGCGGGCCCAUGGCCAGCGCUGGCAGCCCCCUGUAUGAUGCUGUUCCUAUCCAGUCCAGUGUGGCUUUAUGUUCCUGUUCAUCUCCAUCAAUGGUGAGGAACCAGGUGGAUUCCAGCCUUCAGCCUGUUGCUGCUGCCUGUGGCAGCAGACAGGAAUUGAAUAUGGAGAGCACCUUGCAACAACCUCCACAGCCUCGAAAGAAACGCCCAGAGGACUUUAAGUUUGGGAAGAUUCUUGGGGAAGGAUCUUUUUCCACAGUUGUCCUGGCCAGAGAAUUGACUUCCUCCCGAGAAUAUGCCAUUAAAAUUCUAGAGAAGCGUCAUAUCAUCAAAGAGAAUAAGGUCCCCUACGUGACCAGGGAGAGAGAUGUGAUGUCCCGCCUGGAUCACCCUUUCUUUGUGAAGCUCUACUUCACAUUUCAAGAUGAAGAAAAGCUCUAUUUUGGUCUCAGUUACGCUAAAAAUGGAGAGCUUCUAAAAUACAUCCGAAAGAUUGGUUCGUUUGAUGAGACAUGUACAAGGUUUUAUACUGCUGAAAUAGUGGCUGCAUUAGAGUACUUGCAUGGAAAGGGAAUUAUCCAUAGGUAAUGUAUUUUGAAUAUAUGCAUCUCCUGGUUCAUUUAGCUGUCCUUGGUUGUCUCUCUAUCGUGUGACUGUAUAAGCAGAAGGCCUUGGGAAGCCAUUUUCCCAGCAGCUGCUGGUUGAGACUUUAAAUUUCUCUUCCAGUGCAGUGUGACAUUUGCCAACAGGAACAUCUAUGCUUUUGAAGCUGAGUGAGGCAAAAAUAUUGGAGAUGUCU